GUGAACUGGCCAGAGCGACCCAAGAUGCAACCAUGGAAAACUUCGCCCUCGACGCAACUCACAAAGGCGGUCUAACCAUCUCGCACUACCUCGACUGCUCGCCCAACCUCGUCAGCAUCUUCAAGGAAGUCAACAAGCUGGUCCUUGUUGUCACCGUUGGCUUGGUCUCUGUCUCUCUGCUCCGCACCCUCCGUCCCUCGACCUCGCGUGCCUCAUGAUCGCACAAUUGUCGCCCGCCUCGUUGGCAUGGCUGCUCUUCGCUACCUCGGCUCAAGCUUCUUAUGUUAUUGAGGGUCUUUCGUUCGGCCACAAGGGCCCCAUCUCGCCCAAUGGACGCGCCGUGCCCGGUUGGCACCUUUCGGGGGAAAACCACACUCCUCAACUACUCUCGGACCGCAUUAUUCUGACUCCCCCAGCGCCAGGUGGCACACGAGGAGCUAUCUUUGCCGACAAUGCCAUCACUCAGCCUGAAUGGGUAGUCGAGACCGAGUUUCGUGCAUCGGGUCAAGAGCGUGGGAGUGGUAACCUGAACUUUUGGUUCGUCGAUACUGGCCGCUCAGCUGUUGGCCAGAGCAGUAUAUACACCGUCGGGAAGUUCGAUGGUCUCGCCCUUGUGGUAGACCAGUAUGGCUCUCGCGGCGGAUCUAUUCGUGGUUUCCUGAAUGACGGCUCUGCCAACUUCAAGGACCAUCACAAUGUCGACAGUCUGGCUUUCGGUCACUGUGACUAUGCUUACCGUAAUCUGGGUCGUCCCAGCAAGUUGCGCAUCGAGAAUGGUGCUCAUGGCCUCCGCGUCGAUAUCGACGGCACGUCCUGCUUCCACAGCGAAAAGGUCAACCUUCCUCCGGGCUACUUCUUCGGUGUAUCUGCCGCCGCCUCUGAAAACCCAGACUCGUUCGAGGUCUACAAGUUCGCUGCAUCUACCACCAACUCUAUCGCUCGUGAGGAGCCCAAUGUUGAGGCCAAGCGUCAACACAUUGAGAAACUUGACAAGUUUCCUGGUGCUCCUGAAGCUCUUCCUGACGCUGACGCGAGCACCAUCAAGGCCCAAGCGGACCAGUUUGCCGAUCUACACAACCGUCUGCAAGGAAUGACUCACCAGAUCGCAAACAUGUUCGGCGAGUUCGAGCGUUUGUCACGCCAGAUGAACGACCGUCAUGCCGAAUUGAUGUCCAAGGUUGCUGGUACAAAUGCUGGUGACUCUAGUGAUAAGCCCCAGCAACAAUUUACUAGUGAUGCUCUCCUUCCACUGAGUCGUCGCGUCGAGAAUAUUGAGCGUAUUGUUCUCGCUGUUCAGCGUGAUGUCGAAGGCAAAGACUACCGCGAGCACCUGACAAACCUACAGCAGUCCAUCGAGGGUGUUCGUGGAGGUCUGACUGAGCAUCUUCCCGAGACUAUCGCUCACAUGAUCUCCACUGCCGCUCCAAAGAUGGGCAUGUUCAUCUUUGUUGUCAUCGCCUUCCAAGUCAUGCUCGCCGGCGCCUACAUUGUUUACAAAAGACGCAGGGCAAAUGCCCCCAAGAAGUACUUGUAGAUUCAGUAUACCCUUCCUUUUCGAACUUUCCGCGCUGUAUGUUCUUGUCUUUGUCGAUGUCAAGAUUAGCGUUGUCUGGAAACCCCUUAUAGAUGCCAAUAGACUUCGAAAUCUAUCACGAACAUCCGAAACACGUAUCUUUACCAUCU
This is a messenger RNA of Aureobasidium subglaciale EXF-2481, 1683 nucleotides long. RefSeq lists its product as uncharacterized. The transcript has 3 exons. NCBI's taxonomy places the organism in Eukaryota, Fungi, Ascomycota, Dothideomycetes, Dothideales, Saccotheciaceae. Gene Ontology annotation, biological process: Golgi organization; endoplasmic reticulum organization; endoplasmic reticulum to Golgi vesicle-mediated transport. Gene Ontology annotation, molecular function: D-mannose binding. The record is from RefSeq and is a predicted model, not a curated record. Gene Ontology annotation, cellular component: COPII-coated ER to Golgi transport vesicle; endoplasmic reticulum-Golgi intermediate compartment; Golgi membrane. The coding region runs from base 215 to 1534 and encodes 439 amino acids.